Messenger RNA from Mytilus trossulus (common blue mussel), 8298 nucleotides. Its product is annotated as protein FAM234B-like. The record is from RefSeq and is a predicted model, not a curated record. The coding region runs from base 140 to 2593 and encodes 817 amino acids. The transcript has 16 exons. NCBI's taxonomy places the organism in Eukaryota, Metazoa, Mollusca, Bivalvia, Mytilida, Mytilidae. Gene Ontology annotation, molecular function: protein binding.
GGUGGAGGUAAUAUAACACAAAUACAACAAGUAGUAAAACUAUUUAACUUCCCAGUGGUUUUAAUGUUUCAAUUUUGGCUACCUCAACGUAAACUGUACCAGUCUUUAUUUAAUCAACAUUUUCCAGUAUUGUAAUAGUAUGGGAAACGCUCUGAAAAAAGGAAAUUAUUCUUAUGAAUUGGAUCAAUAUUCCAAAGUUCCUUUAACAUCUCUGAGUGAUGACUCUGAUGAUGAGGAUGUAAUUUAUGGACAUAAAGUGGACAAUGGGAAAAUAGAACUUCAACUGAUUCCUCCACAAAAUGGGAAACCACCCAAACACCAACCAAAAGUUAUACAGCCAGAUCCUAAAAACUGGACUGUAUUUUGUUGGGUGACUUGUAUAUUGAUAACAUGUAUAGUAAUAGCAGCAGUUGGAGCACUUAAAUUAUCAGCUUAUAAUAAUACUGACCAUCAAAAUGUUAAUUCAACUGGAAUCUUGAACAACCAUACAAACAAUGUGAUAUCUCCUCAGCAAUCUAAACCUAGCAUAAUAUCUGUGAUUAAACCACCAAUAAAAGGAAAUAUAAAACAUCCAAAUGGCAAAGAUUGGAAGAAAAAAAUGGAAAAUUAUGGGUCUGAAUCCUGUGUUAGACUUAUAGACGUUGAUAAUGAUGGUGUGUUAGACAUUAUAUUUGGUGCAUCACUAUCAGAGAAUAUUGGCGAAGGUUUACAAAAACUACAUACAUCUGCUGAGGAAAUUUGUAAAAUGAAACAUAUGUCUUACCCCUGCCUAGGACAUUUGUUUGCUAUAAGAGGUACUGACGGUGAAGUUUUAUGGAAAACAUUUACUAAAUCAGCAGUUAUAUUUAUAAAUUGUGAAGAUUUUGAUGUGAACAAGGAUGGGCAGAAAGACUGCAUAGUUACUGGAAGGCGGGCAACUCUUCAGGCAGUAAACCCAAAGAAUGGGAAAAUAUUAUGGCUUGGUGAUAAUAAUUUGAUAAAACCAACAUGGAAUACUUACCAAGUACUGGCUUUACCUGACUUUGAUCAGGACGGGGUACCAGAAGUAUUGGUUACCAAUGGAGGGGACCCAGAUAAAGAUCCAGAGGAACAUAAUCGUCAUUCCGGCCGACUCCUUGUUCUGUCUGGUGCUACUGGGAAAGUUUUUGGCAUCAGGUAUUUAGCUGCACCAAAUAAAAAAGAGAUCUACAUGUCACCAGUUAUGUAUACAACUACUAAAGAUGGCUCCCAGUAUAUUUUAUUUGGCACUGGUGGAGAAACUAUACCAGGAGAUCUUCUUAUGAUAUCUGUACCAGAUUUGUACCAUUAUGUAACAGAUACAGACCAUAAUUCUGUAGUACCAGGAAUAAACGGAGAAAGUAGUUAUGACUAUUGGCAGAGUCGUAUAAAAGAUGAUGUCACUGGAUUAAUCACAGUUGUUAGAGGUAAAAACAAAGGAUACAUGGUCCCUCCUGUCAUUGCAGAUGUGAACAAAGAUGGUGUAGAUGAUAUUUUAGCAUCAGGUUAUGAUGGUACAAUAACUCUCAUUGAUGGACAAGAUCUCACUGUGAUGUGGUCAGCUCACUUUCCUGGGAUGGAGUCUUAUACAUCACCUUCCCCUGGAUAUUUUAAUGAUGAUGAAACGUUAGAUUUUAUAGUUCAUUGGAGCGUAGGUGCUUGGCCUCAGUACACACUUACACAGAAUUAUAUUAUAGAUGGCAGAGAUGGAUCUAGACUACUUACUAUGAACAGUUCACAAUACCAGAUGUCUUCUGACCUCACUCUACAUACAACACAGAACAACAGAGAUUUGUUUAUCUUCAAAGUACGAGGUAGAGGGAGCCACAUAACCAUGGACAGGGAAAGUGGUUUACAUGGUUUGGAUAGAAUAGAUAAGGGACCACCUCCAGCUCAUAUCCUGGAUGCACACCCUAAGUCAGGAAGUAAUGUUCUUGGUAAUGGGGACCAUGGUCCAAUAGGAAAUCCUCCUAAAGAUCGACCAGGGAGAACCAAAAGACAUGGACCUGAAGAACAACAACACAGAGCCCAAGAAGAACACCACUAUUUAAAUGAAAAAGCGUUGAAAUUAGUAUUCAGUGAUUACAGCAGUCGACACUUCCUUUGUUCUGAUGAUGUGGAUAUCAAGAGUGAAAUCUUACUGAUAGACAGAACAACAAUAAACAAUCCUUAUAGGAUUAUAGAAACAGGAACAGAAAACUAUAAUUACUCUGUACCAAGACAUGCUAAUGAAACAGAUACAGCUAAUAUAACUAUGUGUAUAGUAAUCCUGCCAGAUGACAGAACUACAGCUGCCGUAGGAGAUGUGGAUGGGGAUGGUUUACUUGACAUCGUAUCUUUGGUUGGUAUGAGUGGAGAAACAGUGGAUAGUGGCUACAGUUAUAGAAGUUCUGUGUACUGGACAUAUGUUAAAAAGGUCACCUUGAGUAACAUCAUUGCAGACAAGAGUCACAGGGUUCCAGCAACAAUUAGGUCUACUGUUACCCCUAACCCACAAGAUAAAGAUAUGGCUGAUAUUGAUAUUUUACCACUCAGUCAACAAAAGUGGACCCAGUACAUGGGGUCAAAGGGCAAUAGUUAUUAUGGGAGGAGUUAAAUGAGGAAAGAUACAUUUCAGCUUAAAUAAUUUAGUAAAAUUCUGCCAAGUAAUUUUCUGUUUUUGUAUAUAUAAUAUGAAUUAUGCAAUUGGAUGUUGAAUUUAAAAAAAAAAAAGGAAAGAUUAAAUGUCAAAGAUUUAUAGAUUAUAAUUUUGGUAAAGUAAUGAUUAUAGUACUGUAUGAUUAUUUACAUAUAAGUGUUAUCUUCUAUCAGCAAAAUGUUCAGAUUUUGGCAAUUAAUCAAAAGAAAAAAAACCUGGUUGUAUUGUAAGGAUAACAUGUCAGGAAGAAAAAUGUUAUAUUGCUUCAUCUCAGUUUCACAUUUAAGCGUUCAAGUAAUAGAAUUAAAUCUUAUAAACACCUCAUCAUAACGCUAUUUGAAACUAAACAUGACAGGUAAACGAUAUUUAUCUGCAAUAUGUGUAGCGUUAGGUUCAUUUUAGAAUCAGAUAUUACAGAGAAAUAGUAAACAGGGAAAAUAAAAAUAUAUAUGCAAAUAUAAUUAUGGAUCUAAAAGAAUAUUUAUCUGAUCAUGAUUCAAGUGAUGAUAUGAUUGGUUUUAACAUGUUUUAAAAAAACAUUUUAUUUAUUUAUUUAUGUUUUGUUUUGAUUAUUUCUGUUUUAUGUGGGAAUUUUAUUGUUUUCUUUGUGUAGUAUAGUAAUUUAACUUGUUUAUUUUUUAUGUAUAUUUAUUUAUAUUUCUAUAUUAUAAGCUUCACUUAUAACCCUUGAAAUCCAAAUCUCUCUGUUUAAAACAUUGAGUUCUAUUUACACCAUUGUUGAAUGUUAAUGAAGUGGGAUGAGAUCUGUUGUUGGUUUUUUUUUUAUAUAUAUAUGCAUAUUAUUUACUUUUAUAAAGUUAUAUCUUUUAUAUUAUCAUGGUAAAUAAUUAAUCAUAAACAGAUCUGUUGAACUGUUGUGGUAGUAUUCUUUAGAAGAUUUUUACCUUUUCAUUCAAAUGACCGUCCAUUCAUUACCAAAUUAGUCCCUACAAAGUAGCCAUUCUCAUUUUCCAGACGUUCUGUCUCUGUUUUUCAACUUCUUACUUACAUGUAUGAAAUCUUAACUGUAUUUAGAUGAAAAUCUUCUCCUCUGAAACUACUGGGCCAAAUACUUCCAAACUUCAUCUGAAUGUUCCUUAGGGUAUCUAGUUUAUAAAUUGUAUCCGAGGCUUUGAUUUAUCAACAAACAUGGUCGCCAUUGCUAAAAAUAGAACAUAGGAGUCAAAUGCAGAUUUUGACUUAUAACUCAAAAACCAAAGCAUUUAGAGCAAAUCUGACAUGGGGUAAUAUUGUUUAUCAGGUCAAGAUCUAUCUGCCCUGAAAUUUUCAGAUGAAUCAGACAGACCGUUGUUGGGUUGCUGCCCCUGAAUUGGUAAUUUUAAGGAAAUUUUGAUGUUUUUGGUUAUUAUCUUGAAUAUUAUUAUAGAUAGAGAUAAACUGUAAACAGCAAUAAUGUUCAGCAAAGUAAGAUUUACAAAUAAGUCAACAGGACCGAAAUGGUCAGUUGACCCCUUUAGGAGUUAUUGCCCUUUAUAGUCAAUUUUUAACCAUUUUUCGUAAAUCUUAGUUAUCUUUUACAAAAAUCUUCUCCUCUGAAACUACUGGGCCAAAUACUUCCAAACUUAACUGAAUGUUCCUUAGGGUAUCUAGUUUAUAAAUUGUAUCUGAAGUUUUGAUCUAUCAACAAACAUGGUCGCCAUUACUAAAAAUAGAACAUAGGGGUCAAAUGCAGUUUUUGGCUUAUAACUCAAAAACCAAAGCGUUUAGAGCAAAUCUGACAUGGGGUUAUAUUGUUAAUCAGGUCAAGAUCUAUCUGCCCUGAAAUUUUCAGAUGAAUCAGACAACCUGUUGUUGGGUUGCUGCCCCUGAAUUGAUAAUUUUAAGGAAAUUUUGCUGUUUUUGGAUAUUAUCUUGAAUAUUAUUAUAGAUAGAGAUAUACUGUAAAUAGCAAUAAUGUUCAGCAGCAAAGUAAGAUUUACAAAUAAGUCAACAUGACCGAAAUGGUCAGUUGACCCCUUUAGGAGUUAUUGCCCUUUAUAGUCAAUUUUUAACCAUUUUUCGUAAAUCUUAGUUAUCUUUUACAAAAAUCUUCUCCUCUGAAACUACUGGGCCAAAUACUUCCAAACUUUAACUGAAUGUUCCUUAGGGUAUUUAGUUUAUAAAUUGUAUCUGAAGUUUUGAUUUAUCAACAAACAUGGUCGCCAUUGCUAAAAAUAGAACAUAGGAGUCAAAUGCAGUUUUUGACUUAUAGCUCAAAAACCAAAGCAUUUAGAGCAUAUCUGACAUGGGGUAAUAUUGUUUAUCAGGUCAAGAUUUAUCUGCCCUGAAAUUUUCAGAUGAAUCAGACAACCUGUUGUUGGGUUACUGCCCCUGAAUUGAUAAUCUUAAGGAAAUUUUGCUGUUUUUGGUUAUUAUCUUGAAUAUUAUUAUAGAUAGAGAUAAACUGUAAAUUGAGCAAUAAUGUUCAGCAAAGUAAGAUCUACAAAUAAGUCUAUCUGACCAAAGUUGUCAAUUGACCCCUUAAGGAGUUAUUGCCCUUUAAAGUCUUUUUUCACAAUUUGUUUAUCAUGUUGACUUACUUUAAAAAAUCUUCUCCUUUGAAACUGCUGUAUCAAUUUCAGCCAAACUUAGGUAAAUGAAUUUCAUAGUAUCUAGUAUAAAUUUUAUAUUUUAUUUCCUUGUAUGUCAAGAAACAUAGCUUCUAUGGCUAAAAUAGAACAUAGGAGAAAAUGAUUUUUUUUUUUGCUUUUGAAGAAAAUAGGUUGAUCCAAAAACAUUUAAAUAAAUUGAAAAGCCAAAAUAAUCAUUGAUGAGAGAUUUAACCAAAAGAAUUAAGGUGAGCGAUUCAGGCUCUUGAGAGCCUCUUGUUUUUGAAGCAAUCUUUAAUUUUCAUAUUUGGUAAUAAAUAAUAAAACUUACUAAAAUGAGUAGUAUUUUGAACCCAAGAAUAUUAGUCAUUUGUACACAAAAAGGAAUAAUAAGUUAUAAAAUUAGUGUCUUCGGUUUUGAUAGCCAGUUAGAAGAUGUUAUUUAUAAGAGUAGCCACAAAAUGGGUGGCUAACAAACAAUGGUAAAUAUUUGAAAAUUCAUAAAACAAGUUAAUUUCAUGGGAUAGUAUUAUUAAAUAUUCAUAAAAUGAAACCAUUUAUUAAAGGUAAUGCAUUUUAUCAUGUAAAUAAAAAAAAAAUAACAUUCCACAAUUUAUUCAAAGGAAACAAUUUUUAUAUGAUUCACAUUUGUAAAUAUGUAUUUGUAUUGCAUUAUAAUUUCUAUAUGUGAUUAUUUUUAUUGUCUAUGCAGAUUUGAGGUUGAUUCCUUUUUAGUUUACUUCACUCUUGGUCCAAACCAUGAGGAACAGUGAUACUGAAUAAUCUGUACUAUACUUUUGUAUUAAAGCUUUAUAAUUAUAAAGUUCUCAGUAUUGAUUUUAAAAUAUUUAUGCUUUGAUUUUGAAUCAUAUGUACAUUUUGUAUAUGUAAAUGUGUAGUGAUUUGCAUUUUGCUAAUUUCUAUUUUAUUGAUCUUCUAUGCAAGAAACUAACUGUGAUAAUUAUUGUGUUACAAAAUUGGAGAAACCAAUUUAAAUUCAGUUUAAAAACUGUUUUGAAUUAUAAGAUAUAGUUGUUUUGAAUUAUAAGAUAUAGUUCAGCUAGAUAGUUAAAGAUAUUUCCUCAAUCAUAGUUGCAGAACUUACAAGCUAUGAUUGUUAAACGAUAAAAGCAAUUAAAACGUUUAGAGGCAGUUUUUGAUAUGCCAAUUCAUGCCAUGACAUGAUUAGCAACUACUUUCUCAAGUACAACGAAUAACUAAUAUGGGGGACCCAUACUAUCAGUGAGACAGCAACCAAACUACAUAUCAGAACCAAAGAAAAAGACAGUGUGAGAAGUACUUUUACUCUCAUUUUCAAACCUUCUUGUUUUUGCAUUAACCAUCCAUCUGGCCUUGCAGUCAUAAAACUUUCGAGCAUGAUUUUUUGUACUCAGACUCAAGAAUCAACCAAUCAAAAUACAGGAUUUCAUGUUUCAAGCAUGAUUUUUGUACUCCAAGCACUGAGCAAAGUUUUAUGACUUCAACCCAAGAUAGUCAUCAAAAAUAAUCUCUCAUUAUAUUGACUUUAAACACAUUCCAUUAUAUUGAAAUUUCCUGAUUUUUUUAGCAAAAUAUAUCUGUUAAUACAUACUUCAUGCCAACCUUUUUCAUUAACUUCUAGGAAAGAGCAAUUACUCAAACUAAAAAGUUUACUUUAUUACUUUUGGUUUAUUAUAAAAUUUUAUCUAAACUUAUGUUUUAGGUAGAAUGUUUGAAAGUCCAUAUGUGAAAAUAUUUGGUCUACAAAAAGAUACUGUAAACCAACUACUUUCAUGACUUGUGUGAUGUUUCAAUAUAUCAAGCUUUGACCUUCUCUGGAAGUUUACACUAAAAGUGUUAAACAAAAAUUGUGAAAUUUGCUACAAAAAGCUAAAUGCCAAGAAGGAAGGUAUGAAAAUAUGUUUGCUUAUAGAGAUAAAUAGACAUUGUUAUAUUGUACCUUCAAAUUUCAAACAAGUGUACUGUAGCAUAAAAAACCUUUCAACUUUAGGGAAACACUCUUUAAUGAUUUAGUAUAAUUUUUUGAGAUAAAACAUACAUAUCAUGUUAACCUGUUUCAUUUCUUUAAUUUAUUGACUAUUUCAUUAAAGUUUUUUUUUAAUUCUUGAGAUAUCUUCAGAUAUAUGACAAUUUACUUUGACAUACUAAAGGGGGAUAAUUAUCUUAUAUUUUAUGAAAUAUUAACCUGUACAAAUAAUAAAAUAAGCAUAAUAAUGAUACUGGUUUUAGAUAUUUGAAAGUCUAUAAAGAAAAAUUGUGAACUGAUUUUUUUGUAAUCUUUCAUUACUUUUAAGCAUAAUAAUGAUACUGAUAUUUAUUAUUCAGAUAAUUUUAUGUGAUAAUUUUAAUGAGAAUUUGUGUAUUGCUUUUAAUGCGAAAUGUUGCGUAGCUUUAUAUAUUGAAUCAAACAUGAUUGUUUAGUGUUAUAUAUGUUUAUUUUAUAAUAUCUAUGUCAAGAACAUAAGUCUUCUCUAAGUUUGACAUACCUUACAUAGAUUACAGUGCAUGUUUCUUGACUGCAGAUGUUAAAAAUUGAAAUAUAUUGUAUUUCAUGUAUAUGUACCAAGUUGUACUUUACAAUUAAAAUAUCUAUCUAAAGGUUAAGUACUUUUUGGUAGCUUUUACAUGACAAAAUGUGAUAUAUUUUAGAAAAAUGAAAAGUCAACAAGAAAAAGAGUAAAAUUUAAUUAAUAAAAGCAGAUUUAUGCUUAAAAUUCCUGUAAAAGUAAAAUGUUGAAAAUUUAGAUUUUUGUUUUUAUAUAUUUUUGUAAAUGAAGUUAAAAUUUUCAUUACUUCAUUUUUUCUGUGUGUGAAUUUGAACCUUUACUUGUAAACAUAUUCCUAAAUCUAAUACUAUUGCUGUUUAUACAGGUCAUUUGAAAGAAUUAUAAGUAAGAAUACAGGUAUAAGCAUUGAUGCUUAAUUUUCAGUUGACUAUGUAUGUUUUUAAACUUUAAUAUGAAAUCCAUUUUAAUAGCCUAAUUUAACUUCGGUGGAAUAUGUUUCUGUUGGCUGGACCAACAAAAUGUGUAUUUAUACACUUUAAGUUAAGAUAUGACUUUUUCUAAUUUGUAGCUAUCUAUGUUUAUGUUUCAAUAAAAUGGUCAAUCAAAA